Molecule: messenger RNA, 2829 nt
Organism: Chara braunii
Lineage: Eukaryota; Viridiplantae; Streptophyta; Charophyceae; Charales; Characeae
Source: the annotation of a GenBank genome assembly
CAAUAGAUGGAACCCGCAAUUGCAUCGACUGUCAACGCUGGAGAGACUUGCGUCAUGGAGUCAGAGGACAUUGUGAAGGGUCUUGCAGAUGGCAGCAAGGAAGGGAUUUCGGUUGAGAUGAACACCACUGACUGUGCAGACGUGCUGGCAACAAUAUAUGCACAUACUGCAGAGAUGAUGGGUGAUGGUGAUGAAUCAGACAAUGAUGCAGGAGGGAGCACUUGUGAGACGGAAAAGGUUGGGGAAGAGAGAGGAGAGGGAGGURUGGGGAGCAGGGAAAAUCAUGCAGGGUGUAUUGUUGAGGAUGAAAAUGUGGUCAAGACAUUAGCARGAGAACADUUCCCAUAUGACAUCAAUUGGGUGCCUGGUCGUGUUCAACCGGGUAUUGUUGGAGGAGUACCCUGCUUCGCAGUUAUAAGGUUGAACGAUGCGGCAAGAGCUCAGGAGAAAGGGCAACAUGCGUUGAAAAUGUGGCGUGUUCUGGAGGCGAAGGGAGAGUUGAGGCUUAACGAUUUUUUGUACGACAGUUUUGAUUGCGGAACGCCAUGGGUGAUUGAUGGGAACGAUGCAGCAGUGAGAACGGUGUGCCCCGAGAAUGAUGCAAGGAGGGAUCCUAGGUGGGGUUUGGUGCCAUAUGAGAUCCCGAUUACAUGUGGCCGGGUGAGGAUGGAGAUGCGUGAUGCCAUGGGAAAUGUCUGGAACACGCAUUACAUCAAUGGCAGGUUCUCCUUCAGGCAUCUCAACAGGGAGGUGUCAGAAGAGAAGAAGAAGGCAAUGCCAUGUCCCCCUCAUACUGCUAGGUGCUUUUUCCUGCCGCUUCGGAACCCUAUGAAGUUGGAGGUGGUGGACGAGAAACUGUUCUCUAGUGAGGAUGGUGCCACAUACACAGCUGUAAGAGGGCAGGAAACCACGUAUGAUGGACUAUGGUCGCAGAUAUGGGACCAUGUCACAUUGAGGCGUGACGUUUUGACUGCCACGGACAUUGGGGCCCAUGUCAUCCCUGAGGGACAGUUGCAGCAGCAUAUGGCCCCUGAAAAGUAUGGCUAUCACGUCAAUUGGGUCCUGGGAUGUUUGCAUCCUGCAGUGGUUGAUGGCAAGAGCCCGAGGAAGAUGAAGAAGUGCGCGUCGAAACCGCCAACUGGGAAGACGACUGCAGGCAAAAAGAAGAAGAGCCCGAAGCCCGUGUCAGCCACCGAUGACACUGCAGAUGUACGCAGUCAGCCCCACAGACGCCGUCGAUGCCCCGGGAUGGCAACUCUGGCGGAUAUCAGGAAGUUGCAACGAUCCGCCGACCUCUGCUUGGCUUUCAGACCAUUCUUGCGGAUCGUGCGCGAGGUUGUGGAGGAGACCAUUGCUCCUGGUGAGGGCAUGAGGUUUCAUAUGACGGCGGUGCGUGCUUCGAUGGAGGCUGUCGAGGCGUACCUGGUUGUCAAUUUCGAGAACACCAACGAGGUCGCGAUCCACUCGAAGAGGGUGACGAUCCAGGUCAAGGACAUGAGGCUGGUGGAUAGGUUGUCGAAGCCUCGCUGGGUGGAGAAAUAUGAAGAGAGAAGAGGACAAAAGACAAACUGUACCAUCAUGUCGAUGUCGGUAGCACAGGUGGAGAAGGCUCUUGCUGAGGUAAUGAAGUAUGCAGCGGAGGGCAUCCACUACAACAGUGACAUCGAGUUCUCUUUGCUGAAGGAGAGGGUGCCGAGGUACUUCGCAGUCAGUGUGGAUAUGAGAUUCACAAUCACGGCAAAUGACGAGGGCUGUGUCAAGGCACGAAUGCUCUUGCAACGCUUCAGAGAGUCACCAUGUGUACGUGUGGACAACGAAGUGGAACACAAUCCUUAUAGUCUAAAAGGAGUGGUUCAGUGGAUGUGCAACAAAGGGAUGUGCGAAGAUGAAGACGUGGACAUGACAAUGCACCAAAAAGGGGGAACGUAUGCACCUGCAAAUUUCAAAAAGUUGCUGGGCACUGUGGCGAAGAACUCCGACAUGCUUGUUGAUGGGUCCAAGGACGAGUUGAAAAGUGGUGCUGCAGAGAUCUUGGUGUUGUCCAGAAUGAAAGACAUCACACAAACACCACCACAGGACUUUCAAGAUGUUCAUGUAAUUGUUGCAGAUGGUGUGGAAUAUGUUCUGCUGGAUCAGCUCUGCGAUUUCAUGAAAAAGAGUGAUGAGGACAGGAACGCCAUCCACGAGGCGUUGCACGAAGUGACAGAGUUUGCACUGCAGGGUAAAGAUCUGAUCGAAUUUGUGCCAGCGAGAGGAGAAGACGACUUCAUAUCCGGCAGACCGUUGUGGGGGGACUUAUUGUCACGCGUUUUGGACCGGCUCAUGAAUCUCGUGAGCGAUGAGAGCGAGGACAUCGGAGCCCCCGAGAACACAGACGGGGAGGGCGGGUCAUUCGCAGAGCAGCAACCGCCGCCUGCUGAGUCUUUUGACAGUUCUCGCAAGCUUGCGACACUGAUUUUCUCUGCCAGGGCCGGCGUCGCAGCCGAGUUCCGAUUCGCAGGCAGUCACCAGGCGGUUGUGCUCGCAGAGGCAGUAGCUGUCCAUCGACGGUCAGCUCUAGGGAUCAGCCACGUGUCCACAGUUGUCGGCUUCAGCGGCGAUAUCAGCACGAUCAGUCCGCUGCGGCAUACAACGAUUCGGACGUCACUGAGGGAGUGGGGACAGCCAUUGGCAGCGGAGUGGAACCACUGGCUCACGCGCCAAGGGGACAAUCUUGUUCCUACGGACGACAUCGAUCUUGGUGGGAUUCGAGCAUCCUAGCACGAGCCGGCGGUGGUGCUUCCGGAACUUAUCCCCUUCCAGCGUCCCCAAUGAACCGCUCUCAACUCU